Messenger RNA from Varanus komodoensis (Komodo dragon), 5866 nucleotides. RefSeq names its product SWI/SNF related, matrix associated, actin dependent regulator of chromatin, subfamily a, member 4 (gene SMARCA4). NCBI's taxonomy places the organism in Eukaryota, Metazoa, Chordata, Lepidosauria, Squamata, Varanidae. The transcript has 31 exons. Gene Ontology annotation, biological process: positive regulation of transcription by RNA polymerase II. Gene Ontology annotation, cellular component: nucleus. Bases 174 to 4397 code for a protein of 1407 amino acids. Gene Ontology annotation, molecular function: transcription factor binding; ATP-dependent chromatin remodeler activity; histone binding. The record is from RefSeq and is a predicted model, not a curated record.
AAGAGACCCAGUUCCCUCAGUCUCGCCUCAUACGGCUUUCAUCCUGGCUAUAUCAUUGUUGGACUAGAUACUGGUUGCUGGGAGGAAACCCUUAUUGCCACGCAGGACCAGUGCUAUGAGCUAAUAAAGACUUUGGAGUUCACAGGAAAUUAUUUUGAACAACGUUGGUGAAAAUGUCCACUCCUGAUCCUCCAAUGGGAGGGACACCUCGUCCUGGGCCUUCUCCUGGGCCGGGGCCAUCUCCUGGUGCUAUGCUGGGCCCCAGUCCUGGACCAUCCCCUGGUUCCGCACAUAGCAUGAUGGGCCCCAGCCCUGGGCCACCGUCAGCAGGGCACCCUAUGCCACCACAAGGGCCUGGAGGUUAUUCUCAGGACAACUUGCAUCAGAUGCAUAAGCCAAUGGAUUCCAUGCAUGAGAAGGGACUCUCUGAGGAUCCUCGUUACAGCCAAAUGAAAGGCAUGGGAAUGAGGGCUGGUGGGCACACAGGAAUGGGGCCUCCUCCAAGCCCAAUGGAUCAGCAUUCUCAAGGUUACCCUUCUCCACUUGGUGGUUCUGAGCAUGCAUCAAGUCCAGUUCCAGCUAAUGGUCCUUCUUCUGGACCCCAGAUGCCAUCUGGUCCUGGUGGAGUUCCAUUAGAUGGUACUGACCCACAAGCACUAGGACAGCAGAAUCGGGGCCCAACUCCUUUUAACCAGAAUCAGCUGCAUCAGUUGAGGGCUCAAAUCAUGGCUUACAAGAUGCUUGCCAGAGGCCAACCUUUACCUGAUCAUGUUCACAUGGCAGUACAGGGAAAAAGGCCAAUGCCUGGAAUGCAGCAGCAAAUGCCAACACUACCUCCACCUACUGUAUCUGGAACAGGACCAGUGCAAGGACCAGGGCCUGCCCCUGGACCAACACCUCCAAACUACAACAGACCUCAUGGUAUGGGAGGGCCUAACAUGCCCCCUCCUGGACCCUCAGGAGUUCCUCCAGGAAUGCCUGGGCAACCCCCUGGUGGACCCCCAAAGCCCUGGCCUGAAGGACCAAUGGCAAAUGCUGCAGCCCCCACUAGCACACCUCAGAAACUGAUCCCUCCUCAGCCAACAGGCCGUCCUUCACCAGCACCUCCAGCUGUACCUCCAGCAGCUUCCCCUGUAAUGCCUCCCCAAACCCAAUCACCUGGGCAACCAGCCCAACCUACCCCAAUGGUGCAGCUCCAUCAGAAGCAGAAUCGCAUUACUCCAAUCCAGAAACCAAGAGGACUUGAUCCAGUUGAAAUUCUUCAGGAGAGAGAAUACCGACUACAGGCUCGCAUUGCCCACAGAAUCCAAGAACUUGAAAACCUUCCUGGGUCCCUGGCUGGUGACCUGCGAACCAAAGCUACUAUUGAACUGAAAGCACUACGAUUGCUUAAUUUCCAGAGGCAGCUGCGUCAAGAAGUUGUGGUGUGCAUGAGAAGAGAUACUGCUCUGGAAACAGCACUGAAUGCUAAGGCAUAUAAACGUAGCAAGCGGCAGUCCCUACGGGAAGCUCGCAUCACUGAGAAGCUGGAGAAGCAACAGAAGAUUGAACAAGAACGGAAACGCCGACAAAAGCAUCAGGAGUACCUCAAUAGCAUUCUCCAGCAUGCUAAGGAUUUCAAAGAAUACCACCGAUCUGUCACAGGCAAGAUUCAAAAACUUACAAAGGCUGUGGCCACCUAUCAUGCCAAUACUGAGCGUGAGCAGAAGAAGGAGAAUGAGAGAAUUGAGAAGGAGAGAAUGCGCAGGUUGAUGGCUGAAGAUGAAGAAGGAUACCGUAAGCUUAUUGAUCAAAAGAAAGAUAAACGCUUAGCGUACCUGCUUCAGCAAACAGAUGAAUACGUGGCCAACCUCACAGAGCUGGUGAGACAGCACAAAGCUGCACAAGUUGCAAAAGAGAAGAAAAAAAAGAAGAAAAAGAAGAAGGCUGAGACUGCAGAAGGGCAGACACCAGCUAUUGGACCAGAUGGUGAACCUUUAGAUGAAACCAGCCAAAUGAGUGACCUCCCUGUGAAAGUGAUUCAUGUAGAGAGUGGGAAAAUUCUUACUGGCACAGAUGCACCAAAGGCAGGACAACUGGAUACCUGGUUAGAAAUGAAUCCUGGAUAUGAAGUAGCACCAAGAUCUGACAGUGAAGAAAGUGGAUCAGAGGAAGAGGAAGAGGAGGAGGAAGAGGAACAACCACAGCCUUCCCAGUCUGCAUUACCUGUGGAAGAGAAGAAAAAGAUUCCCGAUCCAGACAGUGAUGAUGUUUCAGAAGUGGAUGCAAGGCAUAUUAUUGAGAAUGCAAAGCAAGAUGUUGAUGAUGAAUAUGGAGUGUCUCAAGCCCUGGCAAGGGGGUUGCAGUCUUACUAUGCUGUGGCUCAUGCAGUCACUGAAAGGGUGGACAAGCAGUCCUCACUCAUGGUGAAUGGUGUCCUCAAACAGUAUCAGAUUAAAGGUUUAGAGUGGCUAGUAUCUUUAUAUAAUAAUAAUCUAAAUGGCAUCCUGGCAGAUGAAAUGGGCUUGGGCAAGACGAUCCAGACCAUUGCUUUAAUUACAUACCUCAUGGAACACAAACGUAUCAAUGGACCCUUUCUCAUUAUAGUACCUCUGUCAACUCUGUCAAAUUGGGCAUACGAAUUUGAUAAAUGGGCUCCUUCUGUAGUGAAGGUCUCAUACAAGGGCUCUCCGGCUGCAAGACGGGCGUUUGUACCUCAGCUUCGAAGUGGGAAGUUUAAUGUUUUGCUUACUACAUAUGAAUAUAUCAUCAAAGAUAAGCACAUUCUUGCAAAGAUUCGUUGGAAGUACAUGAUUGUUGAUGAAGGCCACCGUAUGAAAAAUCACCACUGCAAGCUAACCCAGGUCCUAAACACACACUACGUAGCUCCACGUCGUCUGCUGUUGACAGGGACUCCACUACAGAAUAAGCUACCAGAACUCUGGGCUCUGCUCAACUUCCUCCUUCCAACUAUCUUCAAGAGCUGUAGCACAUUUGAGCAGUGGUUUAAUGCUCCUUUUGCCAUGACAGGAGAAAAGGUGGAUUUGAAUGAAGAAGAAACUAUUCUGAUUAUCCGUCGUUUGCACAAAGUGUUGCGUCCCUUCCUGCUAAGAAGGUUAAAGAAAGAAGUGGAAGCACAGCUGCCUGAAAAGGUAGAAUAUGUGAUUAAGUGUGACAUGUCUGCAUUACAAAGGGUACUGUAUAGACAUAUGCAAGCCAAGGGUGUGCUGCUUACAGAUGGGUCAGAGAAGGACAAAAAGGGCAAAGGUGGUACGAAAACACUUAUGAACACUAUUAUGCAGCUAAGGAAGAUUUGCAACCAUCCAUACAUGUUUCAGCAUAUAGAGGAAUCAUUUUCUGAACACUUGGGCUUCACUGGAGGGAUUGUGCAAGGACUUGACCUAUACCGUGCUUCAGGGAAAUUUGAACUCCUAGAUCGGAUUCUUCCUAAGCUACGAGCUACUAACCACAAGGUGCUACUGUUCUGUCAGAUGACAUCCCUCAUGACCAUAAUGGAAGAUUAUUUUGCUUAUCGUGGCUUCAAAUACCUCAGACUUGAUGGGACCACUAAAGCAGAAGAUCGUGGCAUGUUGCUGAAAACCUUCAAUGAGCCAGGCUCUGAAUAUUUCAUUUUUCUACUGAGCACCCGAGCAGGGGGCUUGGGACUGAACCUGCAGUCGGCUGACACUGUGAUAAUUUUUGACAGUGACUGGAAUCCUCACCAGGACUUGCAGGCACAAGAUCGGGCCCAUCGCAUUGGACAGCAGAAUGAAGUGCGUGUGCUGCGGCUCUGUACCGUGAACAGUGUGGAGGAGAAGAUACUCGCUGCAGCCAAGUACAAGCUCAAUGUUGAUCAGAAAGUCAUCCAGGCUGGCAUGUUUGACCAGAAGUCGUCCAGCCAUGAAAGGCGAGCUUUCCUCCAGGCUAUCUUGGAACAUGAGGAGCAGGAUGAGACCAGAUACAGCACGGGCAGCGGCAGUGGCAGCGCAAGCUUUCCCCACACUGCCUCAACCCUGUGCCUCAACUCCGACUUGGAGGAGCCACCUGUAAAGGAAGAAGAUGAAGUUCCUGAUGAUGAAACAGUUAACCAGAUGAUUGCCCGGCAUGAGGAGGAGUUUGAUCUUUUUAUGCGCAUGGACUUGGACCGUAGACGAGAAGAAGCACGCAAUCCAAAGCGAAAGCCACGUCUGAUGGAAGAGGAUGAAUUGCCCUCUUGGAUCAUUAAAGAUGAUGCUGAAGUGGAAAGACUAACAUGUGAGGAAGAAGAAGAGAAGAUGUUUGGGCGAGGUUCCCGUCACCGUAAGGAAGUGGACUAUAGUGACUCGCUGACUGAGAAGCAGUGGCUCAAGAUACCAGCUGUGCUGCAUAUGAAUUCCAAGGAUGGGAGACUGAAGCUCAGAUCCUGGAUCUACCUUUAAGUGCUUUCCAGCUUAUCUGAUGGCAGUGCUGUAGAAGACCUAUCAACCACUCCAGACCUUACUCUAACUAACUAGAUUCCUGGCUGGCUAUCAAUUCUGGGGAAGCAAAGAAGAUUCACAGAGGUGGUACAGAGUUUUCCACACCUCAGAUCUGCAAGGUAUAGUCGCAGUGACUAGGCUUAGGAGCCUUGUUUUGUCCUGUCCGGAUUACAACAUUUUCAGGAUGCACUAGGCACAGUGCUUCAGAAUUCAUACAGACAACACUUCUACAUCAAUCUAGUGAUUUUUCAGGUGUUCCCGAACCUUAGGAGACCAGCUUGGGUCUUUUUCACCAAGUAGAACAUUGCUUACUGGUCCUGAUUUGAGUUUGACAUGGGUUCAAAACCUUGCUGAAAACAUGCUCAGUACUUCGGCGCUUUGGAUUUGAGUUUACUUUCAUUUUUGUGCUUUAACCUGUGAGCCCUGACAUUGAAAGAUUCAUGGCAACAACUUUCCUUUGCAGGUGAAGAUGCUGUGAAAAAGCCUUUGUGAAUAUACACUGCAGACAGUGGAUUUGAAGUCCUACAAGCUAUAAAAUAUCUGCUGAUGGAGGCAAAAAUCCAAACACACCCAGCUGUUUCUCAUUGCAUCAAACAGACUUCUAACAUUAACUUUGGAAUUGCAAAAUUCUUACUUCAGCAGUAUUUAUAGGUUCAAGUUGACUUCUGCACCCAGAUCUGGUAUACUGUGAUGUUCCAUGUACUGCCUUUAGAGCGUAUCAUCAGAUCAGUCUGUGGGCAUGGAAACUAUGCAGCUGCCUAGAAAUGAGCUGUUCAGGUGGUGAUCUGCUUUAUUUGUUGCCUGUGUGCUGAGCAGGCAGACAAGGAGGGAUCAAGGUGCAUAUUUCAGAGUGCUGUGUGAUUUCUGAGAAUGGCCUACUUUUUACUAGGAAGACCCAGAACUCAUGUGCAAAUGAAAUAAUUACAAAAACCACGAACAAAACUCAGGAUUCUGAAGUUCUUGGCAUGUCCUACUGUCUUCUAUCCAGUCAGGUCUGAAGUACCAUUAGCUAAUCAUCAGAAGGUUACUUUUGAGAAAUCUAGAAGCUUGCUGUUAUGGAAUGUCUGUGUCUGGCACAACCUUGCGUGUGUAGGGUAGUUGUUUUAGGGUCAUGGACCUUCCUAACCACCUUGGUGACUGGACCACUGCCCAGCAACAAAUAGAACAGAAUAUUUGAUCUGAGGCAUAAAUUUUCCUUCUGCUUGUUUAAUGGGCAGUAAUCCAGAACCUGCCUGUUUUGGGGUGGUCUGUUGACUUCCGUGUUCUUGCUGUGUGGGGUCUUCAUUGCUAGGCUAAGACUAAGUGGUUGUCCAGAGGAAGAGAUGGUGACCUCUUAGUCCAUCCCAGAGACAUUUUCCUCAACAUCUGCCCCCUGUUGACUGGGCAGGAAACGUGCCCCGUGUCUGGACCGCUACCUAUCAAACAAAUAG